GUGAAGGAUUUAGCUGUGUCGAUGAGGUAAACAACAUCUGUGUAGCUCGGCUGUAUUUGCUAAAUUUAAUUUCCUUUUGGACAAGCUUUGAGAAUAAGCCUGAAAGUUUAUUUUGUAUAGCGUGUUUCUAGACCAUGCCCCACAACCCCGAUCAUCCUCCGGCGAAGAAAUUUAAGCCGGGGUCUCCUUUUUUCCGUCUCGACAAGAAGCCUGGGAUGCUGCUACCUAGAAAGGGAAAUGCAUCGGUACCAAUAGACGUGCAAAGGAAAAAUCUUCCUAUUUACCAGGCGAAGUCUCAACUCAUUAACCAACUUAGACAGCUUCAUAAUGCUGUCUUGAUAGGUAAGUUGGCUCAACCUAGUCAAUAAUCCCCCUCACCUCGACCCCUCCCGCCAGAAAAACUUUCCUGAACCAACACUUCCACUUGACCCCCCCCCCUCCCUUAACUUCGACUUUGUUUAUAACUACUUUAUUGAGGAAAAGUGUACUUACUAUGCCUUUGAUAUGUGGUUGUCCCACCUAGCUAUCUUAAGAUGAAUGUAUUAACUGUAAAUCGCUCUGGAUAAGAGCGUCUGCUAAAUGACUAAAAUGUUACACAGCACAGGUGAUAUUGUAAAUGUUCACAAUAGUGUGCAACUGCAGCCUCCAAUUCGGGCCAUCCCAGCAUGUGCCGGAGAAAACCUUUCUCAACACACGGGGGCUAGCACAGGAGGCUGGGGCGAAACCGUGUGUUAACUAGCUAGCUUGCUAGUUAGGGACACCGUUUGCUAGUUAGCUAGCUAGCACACUGUCGCUAGCGCCUGCUGUGUACCGGACUAGCUGGCUAAGCAAGCACAGUGUCCUUCGCUCCCUCCUGCCGAACACCUGCCCUCGCCGUCGUUAACAGAACUGUGGGAAAACCGUGCCCGACAGGCAGGGACGAAGGACACUGUCUACCGGUGUAUGGCUAGCUAGCUACCGGCGUUGACACCCCCGCCCCUUCUUCUGUGGGGUUUCUCGGCGGCUGGCACCCAACGUUAUUGUGCAUUAACGCCACCAACUGGACUGGAGCGCUCCCGCCUGUCCCUAGCUUAAAAAUUGACCAAUAGAAUAAUAAAGUGGGGUUCCUGCAGAUGCAGGAACGCCCCGAAUUGCAGGCCGCAAUUGCACCCUUCUCAGUGUUCAUAGCUAAACGCGUGCAAAACAUGAACAUAGCCGCUUUCCAGACUCAGGUCUUUGAUUAGAUUUUUUGCCUAUUUAUUAGCGGCAAAGAUCAAAUCAUAGCAAGGAUGUAAUUACCGUAGACUGACAUCAUAGUUCCAAAUUGUAUGCUCUCCAUGCCUUUGCCUAAGAAAUCAGACUGUGAUACCAAUUGUUGGUAUACAGUCUGAAACAAAGCACUGCAAAAACGUGGAAAGUUUCCUUACAAGCCAGAAUGUUGAAUAAAAUUACAUUUGAAUUUACUCUACCGGUUGUCUGUGUGGGUCGAAAUUUGAGACAAAAUAUCUACAGAAAAAUAUUAUUUACCUGACUUUCUAGAGCGCCUGUACCAAUAGUCUAACUCCAGACAUCUCUCACAGCAGUGAUCCACUAAUUGGAUAGCCACGCUAGCUUCGCCCUCCUGUCGGUGCUAGCAAGCAGGCUAGGUAGUGCUAGGUAUCAACAGCCAAUCCAGUGAAAAUGCUCUGUCUGCAGACUGCGUUACUACAUGCCGCGCCCACUGCCAUUGUGAGGCUGCUAGCUAGUGUUAAGUUGCGUCAAUUCAAAUCUGGUAUAGGAACAAAAAGAGGUCAAUACACGUCUUCUAGACUAGUAUUUUAUUAAUGCAAAUGUUUAAAUGGUAAGUAUGAGAGUUCGUAUACGGGCUCACUGAAAUACCACGCAGGGCAGACAGAGAACUGAGCUUUUGUUAUAAGUUCUUCUUUAAAUACUCUGACAGAGAUAGUUCCCGCUCCCUGCUGGGCCUGUCAGAAUAUAGGCUAGGCGUGGUUUAAACUUACCCAGCCUAUCGCUGGCGCUCAGGCUGGUCCCAGCCCCAUGGCGCUUCACUGUUGUCAGGUGUUAGUUGUUUUGCAACUUGUCUCCAGUCAGCAACCUCAGACAUCUUUGUAGCAGAACACAUGUCCUUGAGCGGUGAUUCAUCACUCCAGAGAAUGUAUUUCCACAGUCCAAUGGCGGCGAGCUUUACACCACUCCAGCCGAUACUUGGCAUUGCGCAUGGUGAUCUUAGGCUUGUGCUCAGCCAUGGAAACCCAUUUUAUGAAGCUCCUGACGAACAGUUAUUGUGCUGACGUUGCUUCCAGCGUUAAUUUGGAACUCGGUAGUGAGUGUUGCAACCGAGUGUGCUUCAGCACUCCGCAGUCCCAUUCUGUGAGCUUGUGUGGCCUACCACUUCGCGGCUGAGCCGUUGUUGCUCCUAGAUGUUUCCACAUCACAAUAACAGCACUUACCGUUGACCUGGGCAGCUCUAGCAGGGCAGACAUUUGACCAACUAUACACAUGUCAUCAACGGGUGUUGCUGAAAUAGCCGAAUCCACUAAUAUGAAGGGGUGUCCACAUACUUUUGUAUAUAUAGUGUACUUCCCUCGCCGUAACGUUAACAGAACUGUGGGAAAACAGUGCUUGGUAGGUGGGGGACACUGUACCGUUGCCCCUAGCUAGCAGCCUCCUUCUUCGGUAGGGUUUUUCGGUGGUUGGCAUCCGACAUUGGUGCAUUACCACCACCUACUGUGCUGAAGUGUGGACCAGAGACAGUGCUAGCAGCCUCAAUGGCCGUGGGCGCGGCAUGUAGUAAGUGAAGCGUAGUGGGCACAGCAUGUAGCAACCGCAGUAUGCAGAUAGACAUUAUUGAAUCCAAUAAGGGGCUGGAAACUAUAGUGAGCUUCGAUUGGUCAAUAGCAACGCGAUGUCACAGCGUACUUGACAAGAGUUCAGCUAUCCCCCAACUUUGGUCCCGCUCCCUCGCAAAUGCUGGCGUCGCCCCAACGGUCCCCUCGCCCACUUCGCUUCCCUUCAUUGAAAAUGAAUGGGGCUCCGUUGUUUCAUCGCCCCCAACGUGCUAGAUCGUUUUCUGGUGGCAGGACCAUCAUCUCUCAGGCCACUCUAUAUAUUGCCACCUACUAGUGGAACGAAUUUAGACAUCAUCGCUCAGGCCCUUUAUCUCUCAGGGCCAUCUCCAACACCAGGCCCCUCAAUGAUAUGACUAUACUGCCACCUGCUGGUGAGACGAGUUUUCGGUGUUGAAUGAAAAUUAAUGUUACUGUAGUUUUACAGCUUGUAGGCUUUGUAGCGGGGAUCUUAAUGUUUGUGUUUAACUGACACUUUUGAUAUUCUGGAUUUCCCCAGAUUGUCUCUUGAGAUUUAAAAUGUGUGUCAAAAGGAAAUUUUUCGUUUAGGCCAUGGGUGUCGAACUCAUUUUGCCCCGGGGGCGGCAUUCUUCAACGAGGUCCGGAAGGCCGCACUGAAAAUUGGUUAUAUUUCCUUGCCUUUCAAAUUUGCUAAAAAUUGUCCUCUAUCCAUCAUUUUUGGAAUUUUCAAUGCUCCCUUACUGUCUAGUGAUUCUUAGCGAGCUGGACCGUCUAGAAACUGUAUGAAUAUAGGUCCCUUAAUUUCUACACCAUUUCGAUUUGGUUUUAGUCAUUUUAAAGUAUAUUGAGUUUGUUCCCGCGUCCCCCCCUCAACUUUUUUACUAAACAUAUUACUAUUUUUUUUUUUGCUACAAUCACCCGCUGGCCAGAUUGGAGGGGGGGGGGGGGGGGGUCCCACAGGCUGUAUGUUUGACACCCCUGGUUUAGGUUAUGCCAUCAUUGUAGUAUAAUCUAUUUGUAAUGUUUUCUCUUAAAAUGUAUGUGUAAUCUGUUGAUACGUUGAAUAGCAGAUGUAACGUUAACAGAACUGCAAGAAAACAGUGCUCGGCAGGUGGGGCGAGGGACACUGUGUACCGAUGUCCUAACUAGCUAGCUAGCUACUUCCCUCGCCGUAACGUAAACAGAACUGAGAGAUUGGCCUGAGAGAAGAUGUCUGCAGCUAGACUCCUCUCACGGGUCUGUCGUUGAAAUUUCUAUCACCUGGCACACGCACAAAACCAUGUAAACACCUGCAAAACUUUGGUUAAUAUGCAUGCAUCACGUGCAUGUACUUCCGUCUUGUGCACAUGCCUUAGGUUAUGAGCAAACACAUCUUGAUUGCCAGCCAAACAUAGAGACCCGCGUUUUAAAGUCAGUUUAAUACUUUCCUGUGGAUAUUUUGUCUCAAAUUUCAACCCACUGAAUCACCAAGCUCUCCCUGUUUCAUUCAGUUUGCUUCUGUUUGGUUCCUAGUGACUAAACCCCAGGACUCACCUGUUCACCUGAUUUAACAACGUUGACUUUCUUGUUCAUGUGGUUGCAAAUACUGUAGAUUUUGCCUUCAACUAUUAUAACGUUAGCUACCUAGCUGACAAACCAUUGUCUUGUGAUGCCCUGUCCCUCAGGUGAGACUGGUUCUGGGAAGACCACCCAGAUCCCUCAGUACUUGUAUGAAGCUGGCAUCGGGCGACAGGGCAUAGUUGCAGUCACACAGCCCCGCCGAGUGGCAGCUAUCUCCCUGGCAUCGAGGGUGGCAGAGGAGAAGAGAACUCAACUGGGGAAGCUGGUACAUAAAAACAACCUUUUACAUUACAAUCAGUGGUCAAACUCUAUGGUAAAAAAAAACAGACACAUUUUGAACACGCAUCAAAUAGCAGUGAUGUGGUUAGCGUACUUUCCCUCGCAGCCUAGAUCAUCAUCAAUGGUCGAGGGGCAGCAGCAGGGCUGCAUAUAUGGGAAUGGACUGUUACCAUUACCAAACAAUCAAGAUAGGCCUAACAGGAAAUUCAAUCAUGCUCUUCAGGUUGGCUACACGGUGCGAUUCGAGGAUGUCACCUCCUCAGAGACAAAGCUAAAGUUCAUGACAGACGGUAUGCUCCUGCGGGAGGCCAUAGGAGACCCAUUACUGCUGCGCUACACUGUGGUGGUGCUGGAUGAGGCUCACGAGCGCACGGUGCACACUGACGUGUUGUUUGGAGUGGUGAAGGCUGCCCAGCGCAAACGUAGAGAACAGAACAAGAUCCCCCUCAAGGUAGGUCACUACUAGACUCAGUAGCCUGGAAUCCAAACUGAUAUGAUCUGAAACAAUGGUGAAACAGAACAUAUCACUUUGAAUUUCAGGCUAGGUCACUAACGUUAGGCUACAUAGAAAAUGUUUGUCAUAGGCUGGUUGUGUUUAUUAACAUAAGUGUGUGUGUGGGUGCCCUCGCCCCCCCCCCCCCCCCCCCCCCCCCCGGGCUGAUGUUCCAUUCUUCUUCAAAGCACCCAAAGUACAGAUGUACAAUGUCAACAAUACUCUGCCAAGACCACCUUAAGACUGGUGGCUUGAAGUCUUGUUCUUACUGUAAAAGCACUUUAUAAAUACAUCUGAUAUAUUGUCUCUUCAACGUACCAUUCUAGGUGAUCGUGAUGUCAGCCACCAUGGAUGUGGACCUCUUCUCUCAGUACUUCAACAAGUCUCCUGUGCUGUACCUGGAGGGCAGGCAGCACCCCAUCCAGGUCUACUACACCAAGCAACCCCAGUCUGACUAUCUGCAGGCUGCACUGGUCUCAGUCUUCCAGAUCCAUCAGGUACGUAGGUGUGCUCUGGCUGGCCUGGUUGCUGGGUGGACACAGUGCUUUAGCUGAAGAGAAACGUCUCAUGUAGAAAGAGUUGAUUCAGUUAAAGAUGGCCCAGACACCUGGCCUGGUUAAACCAGACUGAACGCUGCACUCACUAGUUCAGUCUUCUUUAACCAGGCUACUACUCCUAUCACUACUCAACCUUAUAACUAACAUGAAUCAUACCUUUCUGUAAACAAGUUAGAGACAUGAUUCCAAAUCAGCAUUUGAUAACAGACAGGAUGUGGUUGUGAUGCGUCCAUUCUAAACAGGAAGCCCCUGCGUCACAUGACAUCCUGGUGUUCAUGACGGGUCAGGAGGAGAUAGAGGCGCUGGCCCGUACCUGCCGUGACAUCGCCAAGCACCUCCCUGACGGCUGUGGUCCCAUGACCGUCAUCCCCCUGUACGCCUCCCUGCCCCCUGCUCAGCAGCUCAGGGUCUUCCAGCCCGCACCUAAGGUAGGCUACACCUACAUGCCCCUCCAUGUCCUGCUGUCAUCUACAGUGCCUUCAGAAAGUAUUCACACCCCUUGACUUUUUCCACAUUUUGUUGCGUUACAGCCUGAAUUUAAAAUGGAUUAAAUUGAGAUGUUGUUUCAAUGGCCUACACACAAUACCAACCUGGCAAAGGCUUUUGACUCUGUCAAUCACCGCAUUCUUAUUGGCAGACUAAAUAGCCUUGGUUUCUCAAAUGACUGCCUCGCCUGGUUCACCAAAUGACUGCCUCGCCUGGUUCACCAACUACUUCUCAGAUAGAGUUCAAUGUGUCAAAUCGGAGGGCCUGUUGUCUGGACCUCUGGCAUUCUCUAUGGGGGUGCCACAGGGUUCAAAUCUCGGGCCGACUCUAUUCUUUGUGUAUAUCAAUGAUGUCGCUCUUGCUGCUGGUGACUCUCAGAUCCACCUCUACGCAGACAACACCAUUUUGUAUACAUCUGGCCCUUCACUGGACACUGUGUUAACAAACCUCCAAACAAGCUUCAAUGCCAUACAACACUCCUUCCGUGGCUUCCAACUGCUCUUAAACGCUAGUAAAACUAAAUGCAUGCUCUUCAAUUGAACGCUGCUUGCACCCGCCCGCCCGACUAGAAUCAUUACUCUCGGCGGGUCUGACUUAGAAUAUGUGGACAACUACAAAUACCUAGGUGUCUGGUUAGACCGUAAACUCUCCUUCCAGACUCACAUUAUGCAUCUCCAAUCCAAAGUUAAAUCUAGAAUCGGCUUCCUAUUUCGCAACAAAGCCUCCUUCACUCAUGCUGCCAAACAUGCCCUCGUAAAACAGACUAUCCUACCAAUCCUUGACUUCGGCAAUGUCAUUUACAAAAUAGCUUCCAACACUCUACUCCGGAUUUUGGAUGUAGUCUAUCACAGUGCCAUCCAUUUUGUCACCAAAGCCCCAUAUACUACCCACCAUUGUGACCUGUACGCUCUCGUUGGCUGGCCCUCACUACAUAUUCGUCGCCAAACCCACUGGCUCCAGGUCAUCUAUAAAUCACUUCUAGGCAAAUCCUCGCCUUAUCUUAGCUCAUUGGUCACCAUAGCAACACCCACCCGUAGUAUGCGCUCCAGCAGGUAUAUCUCACUGGUCAUCCCCAAAGCCAACACCUCCUUUGGCCGCCAUUCCUUCCAGUUCUCUGCUGCCAAUGACUGGAACGAACUGCAAAAAUAUCUGAAGCUGGAGACACUUAUCUCCCUCACUAACUUUAAGCAUCAGUUGUCAGAGCAGCUUACCGAUCACUGCACCUGUACACAGCCCAUCUGUAAUUAGCCCACCCAACUACCUCAUCCCCAUAUUGUUAUUUAUUUUGCUCAUUUGCACCCCAGUAUCUCUAUUUGCACAUCAUCUUCUGCACAUCUAUCACUCCAGUGUUAAUACUAAAUUGUAAUUAUUUUGCACUAUGGCCUAUUUAUUGCCUUACCUCCAUAACUUACUACAUUUGCACACACUGUAUAUAGAUUUUCUAUUGUGUUAUUGACUGUAGGUUUUUGUUUUAUCCCAUGUGUAACUCUGUGUUGUUUUUAUCGCACUGCUUUGCUUUAUCUUGGCCAGGUCGCAGUUAUAAAUGAGAACUUGUUCUCAACUGGCUUACCUGGUUAAAUAAAGGUUAAAUAAAAAUAAAUUAAAAAAAUAAAAAUACCUCAUGUCAAAGUGGAGUUAUGUUUUAAUUUUGAAUUCAGGCUAUAACAACAAUGUGGAAAUAAGUAAAGGGGUAUGAAUACUUUCUGAAGGCACUGUAUACAUGUGAUACAUGGUCUCCUCAAGCAACUGUAUUGUUUUGCCAGGGUUGUAGGAAAGUAAUUCUCUCAACCAACAUUGCUGAGACGUCGAUCACCAUCUCGGGGAUCAAAUACGUAAUUGAUACAGGCAUGGUGAAAGCGAAACGCUUCAACCCAGGUGAGAUUCCUCACUGACUGUACACAAUGCUUUUUAAAUUCUGUUUCUCUACUUGCGUGUCACUCAGGUCUGUGGCCCUGGUGUGAGUGUGAAUAAAUACAUGAAUUAACUCGAAUUAUCAAAUAAAAUUCAAUAUUUUCGAAAUAUGAUUUUUCAACUAUGAUAAAACAAAAUUACACGUUUAAAAAUCAUUGAAGAUAAAAACAUAUAUAAUAAAGUCUACAGACUUAUUUUAGUUGUGUUACUCAUUAUUUGUAAUGUGUUUCUGUCUGCCCCCAGAGAGUGGUCUGGAGGUGUUAGCAGUACAGCGCGUAUCUAAAGCCCAGGCGUGGCAGAGGGCGGGCAGGGCUGGCAGAGAGGACUCAGGCUCUGUCUACCGUCUCUACACCGAGGACGAGUUUGACAACCUCAUCCCCAUGACCGUGCCUGAGAUACAGAGGUCGGUAGGACCACCAUGUGUGUGUAUAGAGCAAAUGAGAAGCCGAAGCAAAUCUAGUUACUGUCACUGUUCACCGGUUAAAAGAGAACAGGGUCAUUUUCAGUAGGCACGAAAUGGUGAGGUACCUUAACAUGUCUAAUAAGAAACGCUCGUUUUCAUUGCCCUAAUGAACACCACCCAGUUCUUGCUGCAGCAUAAGUUGUUACAUCUCUAAGUCAUUAUGAGUGAGUGUUCUGCUCCUCUGUUCUCUCCUCUGCAGGGGUAACUGUUCUGCUCCUGUGUUCUCCUCUGUAGGUGUAACCUGGCCAGUGUCAUGCUGCAGCUUCUGGCUCUGGGGAUUCCUGACGUGAUGAACUUUGACUUCAUGUCUAAGCCUUCUCCUGGUAAGCAGUCUGUCCUCCGGUCCCAGGUCUGCUGUGUGUUCACUGUGAUGUUAACGUCUUCAGAAGUGUUGUAAUCCAUUAAAAUGGGUAUUCAAUGAAUCCACUGAUAUGUAGACUCAUAUAGGAGUUAGUUGUACAACUGUAAUUACAUUUACAUUUUAGUCAUUUAGCAGACUGUUAUCCAGAGCGACGUACAUUUAGUUAUUGCAUUCAUCUUGUUGUAAUAGUGUCAUGUGGUCGACGUGUUUGGUCAGAGUUGGUUGUAAUAACGUAAUGUUGUGGGUGUGAUGUGACAGUUCAGAGUAGGCUGUAGUAACGUAAUGUUAAUAUGACUGUUCAGAGGCGAUGCGUACGGCGGUGGAGCAGCUGCAUCUGCUAGGGGCUGUGGAGAGGAAAGAUGAGCAGGUCACCCUCACUCCUCUGGGCAAGAAGAUGGCCAGCUUCCCCCUGGAGCCACGCUAUGCCAAGGUAAGACACAGACACACAGGAAAGGGGCCUUUUUAUUGGAGGUUGUUUGUAUUGAUCCAUGAGCAACAAUAAAUAAUGUGUUAACACGUUCUCCCUCGCUGUAUCUCUCUCUCUCUCUCGUCUACAGACCAUCCUGCUGUCGCCAGACUUCCAGUGUUCUGAGGAGGUGCUGACCAUCGUGUCUCUGCUGUCGGUGGACACGGUGCUCUACAACCCCCCCGCACGCCGAGAGGAGUGUCUUGCCGCACGCAAGAAGUUCACCACCAGCGAGGGAGAUCACUUGACCCUGCUCAACAUCUACAGAGCCUUCAAGAAAGUGAACGCCAACAAGGUCAGUGGAUCACUCUAGGAAGAAGAAGCCUGUGGGAGUCUCUAUACAAUCUAGGAUCAGCUGUAUACAGUACCUCUGCACAUACAGUGCAUUCGGAAAGUAUUCAGACCCCUUGACUUUUUCCACAUUUUGUUACAUUACAGCCUUAUUCUUAAAUGGAUUUGAAUAGUUUUUUUCCACUCGUCAAUCUACACACAUUACCCCAUAAUGACAAAGCACAAACACGUCUAAUUUCUUUUGAAAAUGUAUUCAAAAUAAAAAACGGAAAUAUCACAUUUACAUAAGUAUUCAGACCUUUUACUCAGUACUUUGUUGAAGCACCUUUGGCAGCGUUUUUAGCCUUGAGUCUUCUUGGGUAUGACGCUACAAGCUUGGCACACCUGUAUUUGGAGUUUCUCCCAUUCCUCUCUGCAGAUCAUCUCAAGCUCUGUCAGGUUGGAUGGGGAGCGUCGCUGCACAGCUAUUUUCAGGUCUCUACAGAGCUGUUCAAUCAGGUUCAAGUCCGGGCUCUGGCUGGGCCAAUCAAGGACAUUCAAAGACUUGUCCCGAAGCCACUCCUGCGUUGUCUUGCGUGUGUGCUUGGGGUCGUUGUCCUGUUGGAAGGUGAACCUUCGGCCCAGUCUGAGGUCCUGAGCGCUCUGGAGCAGGUUUUCAUCAACGAUCUCUAUACUUUGCUCCGUUCAUCUUUCCCUCGAUCCUGACUAGUCUCCCAAUCCCUGCCGCUGAAAAACAUCCCCACAGCAUGAUGCUGCCACCACCAUGCUUCACCGUAGGGAUGGUGCCAGGUUUCCUCUAGACGUGACACUUGGCAUUCAGGCCAAAGAACUCAAUCUUGGUUUCAUCAGAUCAGAUAAUCUUUUUUUCAUGGUCUGAGAGUCUUUAGGUGCCUUUUGGCAAACUCCAAGCGGGCUGUCAUGUGCCUUUUACUGAGGAGUGGCUUCCGUCUGGCCACUCUACCAUAAAGGCCUGAUUGGUGGAAUGCUGCAGAGAUGGUUGUCCUUCUGGAAGGUUCUCCCAUCUCCACAGAGGAACUCUAGAGCUCUGUCAGAGUGACCAUCAGGUUCUUGGUCACCUCCCUGACCAAGGCACUUCUCCCCCAAUUGCUCAGUUUGGCCGGGCGGCCAGCUCUAGGAAGAGUCUUGGUGGUUCCAAACUUCUUCUAUUUUAAGAAUGAUGGAGGCCACUGUGUUCUUGGUGACCUUCAAUGCUGCAGACAUUUUUUGGUACCCUUCCCCAGAUCUGUGCCUCGACACAAUCCUGUCUCGGAGCUCUACAGACAAUUCCUUCGACCUCAUGGCUUGAUUUUUGCGCUGACAUGCACUGUCAACUGUGGGACCUUAUAUAGACAGGUGUGUGCCUUUCCAAAUCAUGUCCAAUCAAUUGAAUUUUCCACAGGUGGACUCCAAUCAAGUUGUAGAAACAUCUCAAGGAUGAUCAAUGGAAACAGGAUGCACCUGAGCUUAAUUUUGUCUCUCAUAGCAAAGGGUCUGAAUACUUAUGUAAAUAAGGUAUUUCAGUUUUUUAUUUUUAAUAAAUUGGCAAAAAUGUCUAUAAACCUGUUCACGUUGUCAUUAUGGGGUAUUGUGUGUAGAUUGACAUUUUAAUUUAAUCCAUUUUAUAAUAAGGCUGCAAUGUAACAAAAUGUGGAGAAGGGGUCUGAAUACUUUCCGAAUGCACUGUAUAGAGUUAAAUUCCCAGGCUUCAAUGCAGUUUCAAUAGAGGUUCUCUGUUGAGCAUUGUUUUUAGCCCAGAAGUAGUCUUAAUCUGGGUCUGAGAAACCGGCCCCUAUGUUCUUUGUGCAGUGUUAUCAUUUAUAGAUGGUGUAGAUUCAGCACAGGCUCUGAUGUGUGUUCCGUGUUGUAGGAGUGGUGUCGGGAGAACUUUGUCAACAGCAGGAACAUGAGCAUGGUUGGAGAGGUCCGUGCACAGCUACGAGAUAUCUGCCUCAAGGUACCGAAACAAAUCCAUAACACCACAAGUAACCAGUUCUCUCAAAAUUGCUGUUCAUCAGCAAAAGAGGGGAAUCUGCACACUGCAAUGUAUGCUUCCAAAUGUGUUUGCUGCAAUGUUUAAACUUUUAAGGUCUUGCUGAUGAACUCCUACAUUGAUAUCUUUCACCUGAACAAAUCCAUUGUGUAUAUACAUAUGAUCUAGCUCUUUUCAUACAAUGCCCAUCUCAUUCUCUCCUCUGUGUUCCAGCUGAGCAUGAAGCUGGAGUCGUGUGGGUCGGACACGGGGAGCGUGCGUCGCUGUCUGGCCCACGGUCUGUUUGUAAACGCUGCAGAGUUGCAGCCAGAUGGCAGCUACAUGGCCCUGGACACCCACCAGCCUGUAGCCAUCCACCCCUCCUCUGUCCUCUUCCAGGCCAAGCCCGCCUACGUGGUCUUCAAUGAGCUCCUGCACACCUCCAAGUGCUACAUGAGAGACCUGUGUCUGGUGGAUGCUGAUUGGCUGGUUGAGGCCGCACCUGAGUACUUCCGCCGGAAGCUCCGCCCCACCAAGAGCUAGCCUCUGAUUGGACAGAACUCUGGAGUGACAAGAGACUACGGUAGAGCCAAACCUAGCUUACCAGUG
Coregonus sp. 'balchen' is the source of this 12231-nucleotide messenger RNA. Lineage: Eukaryota; Metazoa; Chordata; Actinopteri; Salmoniformes; Salmonidae. The record is from the annotation of a GenBank genome assembly.